CAGGGUUCCUCUCGUCACCGUCAUCUUCCUCUCGCCAGUCGCCCAUUUCCCUUCCCCGCGUCAAACAAAUCUAGGGUUCCAAGCGAGCGAAAGCCUUCCUCCGCCAGCCGAUCUCCCCGCAUCUUCCCGGACUAAGCCGAUUAGAGGCACGAGCGAAGAUGCCGCAGCGGCACUCGAAGAACAACAACGACCUCGCCUUCUUCACGUACGAGGAGAAGCGGAAGCUCGGGUACGGCACGCAGCGGGAGCGCCUGGGGAAGGACUCCAUCAAGCCCUUCGACGCCUGCUGCCUCUGCCUCAAGCCGCUUAUCGACCCGCUCUGCUGCCCCAAGGGCCACACCUUCUGUAAGGAGUGCAUCCUCGAGUGCCUCCUCGCCCAGAAGAAGGACAUCAAGCGCAAGCUAGCAGCUCACGAGGCCCAGAAAAAGCAAGAGAAGGAGGAGGAGGAGGAGAAGCUAAUUCUGCAGAAGGCUAAGGAGUUGGAUGCCUUUGAUCAGCAGAAUCAUGGGGCUGUUCCCCAGUACCAUGAUCGCAGUGGUUCCCAAGACAAGAAUGGGUUUCAUGGAGCAAACAGUGUGAAGGUCACUUCUUUUGAAGAGGAAGCCCUCCGCAACAUGAAGGCAUUCUGGCUCCCUUCAGCUACUCCUGAAGCUACAGUCAAGGUAGAUGCACCCUCCACUGACACUGUCUGCCCUGAGGGGCAGGAGAAACUCAAGUUGAAAUCGCUCUUCCCUAUCUCAUUCACGGAGGAAACUGUUGAUCAGAAGAGCAAGAAGACAGUGGAAAAGAGCUACAUGUGCCCUAGUUGCAAGUCCACUCUCACAAACACCAUGUCCCUUGUGGCGGUCAGCACCUGUGGCCACGUCUUCUGCAAGAAGUGCUCUGACAAGUUUCUAGUAAAGGAUAAAGCUUGCUUAGAGUGCAGCAAACCAUUCAAGGAGAGGAAUCUGGUUCCAUUGGAGAAAGGAGGAACUGGGUUUGCUGCACAUGAUGAACGCUUGGAGGCAAGGGAUUUCAAGCAUUUGGGUAGUGGUUCUGGGUUAGGACUAGUGAAGCCUGCACCAAAAGCUUUCUAGCCUUGAAUAAUUGUAGCCCCGCUGUUGUAUAUUGUUUAUCAUGGUGUCAUGAAAUUAUGUAACCUGGAAAUUUUGUUUUAUGGCAUCAAAAUCACUCUAUUCAGAACAGUUCCUCGUCAGUCUUUACGAUCCA
Molecule: messenger RNA, 1209 nt
Organism: Sorghum bicolor (sorghum)
Lineage: Eukaryota; Viridiplantae; Streptophyta; Magnoliopsida; Poales; Poaceae
Product: nitric oxide synthase-interacting protein
Exons: 2
Coding region: 159-1076 (305 amino acids)
Cellular component (GO): nucleus
Molecular function (GO): ubiquitin protein ligase activity
Source: RefSeq, a predicted model, not a curated record